GCUGGGGGCAGCCCUGUGGGGAGCCGCCGGAGCAGGAGUCCGCCUGCCGGGCCGGCAGCGGAGGCGGCAUGUGAGUGAGGGCUGGCGGGGGCCCAGGACGGCAGCGCGGGGAUGGGCCAGCAGGUGGGCCGCGUCGGGGAGCCGGGAGCCGGGCUCCAGCAGCAGCAGCCGCCGCCGCCUCAGCAGCCCAGGGGAGCGCGGGGGAGCAGCGCGGCCAGGCCCGCGGGCCGCAAGCGGGAGGCGGCCGGGCGCACCGCGGAGAGCGGCUUCAAUAUCUUCACCCAGCACGAGGCCCUUCACCGCCCCUAUGGUUGUGAUGUUGAACCCCAGGCACUGAAUGAAGCCAUCAGGUGGAGCUCUAAGGAGAACCUGCUUGGAACCACUGAGAGCGAUCCCAAUCUUUUUGUUGCACUUUAUGAUUUUGUAGCAAGCGGCGACAACACGCUCAGCAUCACCAAAGGUGAGAAGCUACGAGUUCUGGGUUACAACCAGAAUGGUGAAUGGAGUGAGGUAUGUUCUAAGAAUGGGCAGGGAUGGGUGCCAAGCAACUAUAUCACACCAGUGAACAGCCUGGAGAAGCAUUCCUGGUAUCAUGGGCCCGUGUCACGCAGUGCAGCAGAGUAUCUGCUGAGCAGCCUCAUCAAUGGCAGUUUCCUGGUUCGUGAAAGUGAGAGUAGCCCAGGGCAGCUGUCCAUCUCCCUCCGGUACGAGGGGCGUGUUUACCACUACAGGAUCAAUACCACCGCAGAUGGAAAGGUGUAUGUGACAGCCGAAAGCCGCUUCAGCACAUUAGCAGAGCUAGUUCACCAUCAUUCUACAGUGGCAGAUGGACUGGUGACAACCUUGCAUUACCCAGCACCCAAGUGCAAUAAGCCCACAGUCUACGGAGUGUCCCCCAUCCAUGACAAGUGGGAGAUGGAACGGACAGAUAUCACCAUGAAGCACAAACUUGGGGGAGGGCAGUAUGGUGAAGUGUACGUUGGUGUCUGGAAGAAAUACAAUCUCACAGUUGCUGUGAAAACACUAAAGGAAGAUACCAUGGAAGUGGAGGAGUUCUUGAAAGAAGCUGCUGUGAUGAAGGAAAUCAAGCACCCAAAUCUAGUGCAAUUAUUAGGUGUAUGCACCCUGGAGCCACCCUUUUACAUUGUGACGGAAUAUAUGCCUUAUGGGAACCUGCUGGACUAUCUACGAGAAUGCAACCGGGAGGAGGUGAGCGCUGUCGUGCUGCUCUACAUGGCCACUCAGAUCUCCUCUGCGAUGGAGUACUUGGAGAAGAAGAAUUUCAUCCACAGGGACCUAGCGGCUAGAAACUGCUUGGUAGGAGAAAACCACGUGGUAAAGGUGGCUGACUUCGGCUUAAGUCGAUUGAUGACUGGAGAUACCUACACAGCUCAUGCUGGAGCCAAGUUUCCUAUCAAGUGGACAGCACCUGAGAGCCUGGCCUAUAACACCUUCUCAAUUAAAUCAGAUGUGUGGGCCUUUGGGGUGCUAUUAUGGGAAAUUGCCACUUACGGGAUGUCACCAUACCCAGGUAUUGACCUCUCACAGGUGUACGAUCUGCUGGAGAAGGGAUAUCGGAUGGAACAACCAGAGGGGUGCCCUCCAAAAGUUUAUGAACUGAUGAGGGCAUGCUGGAAGUGGAAUCCCCCAGACCGACCAUCCUUUGCUGAGACCCAUCAAGCCUUUGAAACAAUGUUCCAUGACUCCAGCAUCUCUGAAGAGGUGGCAGAGGAGCUUGGAAGAACAGCCUCCUCCUCAUCCAUAGUUCCCUACUUGCCUCGGUUACCCAUGCUUCCCUCCAAGACUAGGACUCUGAAGAAACAGGCAGAAAACAAGGAGAAUAUUGAAGGAACACAAGAUACUGUGGAGCAUUCGGCUUCCAGCUCAGCACCAGGGUUUAUCAGAAGCACACAGCCAACCAGUGGCUCUCCAGCACUGCCUCGCAAGCAACGGGACAAGUCCCCCAGCGGCCUCUUGGAAGAUGCUAAAGAGACCACUUUCACCAGGGACAGAAAGGGUGGCUUUUUCAGCUCCUUUAUGAAGAAGAGGAAUGCCCCCACGCCUCCAAAGCGUAGCAGUUCCUUCCGUGAGAUGGAGAAUCAGCCCCACAAGAAAUAUGAGCUCACGGGUAACUUUUCAUCUGUUGCUUCCUUGCAGCAUGUUGAUGGAUUUUCUUUUACUCCCACCCAGCAGGAUGCAAGCCUGGCCCCAGCCAAGUGCUACGGUGGGGGCUUUGCACAGAGGAACUUCUACAGUGAUGACAGUGGUGGUACCAGCAGUGGUGGGAGUGCAAACACUGGUGGUGGGUGGUCAGGCAUCACAGGUUUCUUUACACCACGCUUGAUUAAAAAGACACUGGGUUUACGAGCAGGGAAACCCACGGGUGGCGAAGAAGCUUCAAAGCCUUUUCCAAGGUCAAAUUCUACAUCUUCCAUGUCUUCGGGGCCUCCCGAGCAGGAUAGGAUGGCAAUGACUCUUCCUAGAAAUUGCCAGAGGUCAAAAAUCCAGCUGGAAAGGACAGUGUCCACCUCCUCUCAGCCAGAGGAGAGUAUAGGUAGAUCCACUGACCUGCUUCCCAAAAGGCUUGAAGAAGGCCCUGCUCUGACCAGAGAGAGACCGAAAGCCAAACUCUUGCCAAGAGGUGCCACUGCUCUUCCAGUCAGAACCUCUUCAGGGGAUUCAGCUGUUGCAGAGAAGGACUGUCCAGGUGUGGCAACAACCCCUAAGAGCAAAGAAAAAAACAGUGGUACACGGCAAGGUGCCCUAGAAGAUGGAGAGAGACCAGGGUGGUCUUCUCCAGCAAAGGCUGCAGCAAUACUUCCAACCACUCAUAACCACAAAGUGCCAGUCCUAAUCUCACCCACUCUAAAACAUACUCCAGCAGACGUGCAGCUUAUUGGCACAGACUCUCAGGGUAAUAAAUUUAAGCUCUUAUCUGAGCAUCAGGUCACAUCUUCCGGCGACAGGGACCGGCCCAGACGGGUAAAACCAAAGUGUGCCCCACCUCCACCACCAGUGAUGAGGCUCCUGCAGCAGUCACCCGUUUGCUCAGACACAGCAGAAGAGUUGAGCAACACCGCAGCGGCACAGCAUGGACUGGAAACAAGUGAAGGUGGUAAAAAGGCAGUGGUGGCACAUGGUGGUGGAAAAGCUGGGAGGCCCAUGAUGCCUCCCCCUCAAGUGCCUCUGUCAUCAUCUUCCACCUCACCAGCGAAAAUGGCCAAUGGUACAGCAGGUGCUAAAGUGGCAUUAAGGAAGACCAAACAGGCAGCUGAGAAAAUCUCAGCAGACAAAAUCAGCAAAGAGGCACUGCUGGAGUGUGCAGACCUCCUCUCGAGUGCCAUUGCUGAACCAACGCCAAACAGCCAGCUGGUGGAUACAGGGCACCAGCUGUUGGAUUACUGCUCAGGCUAUGUGGACUGCAUCCCACAAACACGCAACAAAUUUGCCUUCCGGGAAGCCGUGAGCAAACUGGAACUCAGCCUGCAGGAACUGCAGGUGUCUUCAACAGCUGCUAGUGUGCCCGGAGCAAACCCCGUCCUUAAUAACUUAUUGUCAUGUGUCCAAGAAAUCAGUGAUGUGGUUCAAAGGUAGCUACUGUCAAUCUGGGUAAAGGAAAAAUUACACAUGGAGGGGAAACUCUGUUCCUGUAUUGAUGCUUUCAAAAGGCAAGACUGAUACUUGAGUGAGUUUUUGUUAAGUACCUCAGAUCACUGAGUUCUCCUCACGUUUACAGAUUCAUCUCAAAAAUAGAGAGAGGGAGGGAGGAGACACUGGAGGAAGGGGUGUGUGUGAGAUUGAAGCUGAAAGGGCAGAAUCUCAAGAAUUUUCCCUAACCAGCACAUCUGAUUUACUUGUGUCCGCAAGUGAGAGAAGUUCCUUGCUCUUGCCUGUAAGAGGCAGGAGAAUCGAUGGUGGGUUCUUUUGGUAGGGAGGGGUUUCCACGUGCUGUCCAGAGUCCUGGAGUGACUGCAUGGCCAGCUGGCUGUACAGAUCCUCCCCUUUCUGCACUAAUGCAUAUUUUGGCCUCCAGAGAUCACAAGGGAAAGGCAGUAGGGCACAGUUGGUACCUAAUGCUGGGAAUUCUGAGCCUGAGUCCCAGAGGGGGGAGUGUGUGUGUGUGGUUGUGGGGAAAGAGGUGUAACGCACUGAUGGUGUUCAGAGCUGCUGGAGUGGAUGCACUAGCCCAGGUGGCAUACUUCCACAGUACUGUUGCUGCUGUAGUAAGAACUGCAAAAUGAGUUAAUAUAUUAAACUAACCGCUUUCCCUCCCACCCACUUCAUGCCAUUACACAUUUUAUAUUUGAAGCAUCAGGCAUGCUGGGCAGAUUUGCCACUGAUGACCUGUCCCUGCCCUCCCGCCCCCAAACCACAAACACAGUCUUCACUUUGGUUGACUCUACCCAUUUCUGGUAGUCUAGCAUGGGUGCUACCUGACAGUUGGUCACUUGUGAGUAGUUUAAGGCUGUUGCACAACUUACCAGAGUCUGUUGAUAAACUGUAGAUUAUUUUUAACUUUGGUACAAUGUUGGUUCCUUCUUCUGUGUGGUCACCUGGAGAUGCACAGUUGCCAAGGCACUGCCUCCUGUCAAUGCAGAAUCUCACUGCUCUCUACAUUCCUUUGUAGCAUUGAAAGUGUUGACACUAAUACAGCCAGCUUGGGAACCAGCCAUAUAGCCUUACUGGCCCUGUAGUCCCACUGUGUAACAGCCUUCUCAGCAUGUCUGACCCCCAACAUAGCAUUAGGUUUGCGGGAGUUGCUCCACAAGCCCUGGCCUUUCCAAAUCACUAGGCUGUAAAUAUAAGUAAGAUAUACCAGAUGUCUCCACAGUCUUUUUUUAAAAUGCUAGAUAUCUGACAGCAUUUUGUUCUGUGGAAUGUAGACAGUUCUUCCUACUAUAGCACAGCAGAAUGUGAUGAUGAUCCAACUGCUGUGUUUUAUAGAGCACCAGUGUUUGUGUUGACAUUCAUCAGUUCUGUAGUGAAUUAAAAAGCUGCUGUCUAAUGGGGUUACAUGGUGACGGGGGUCAGUAAUUGCCAUAGGCCAUAUCCUGAGCUCCUUACUGUUUUAUUCAGCCUCCCAUCGAAGCCCUCGGGAGCUUGCCUGAGUAAGAGCUUCACAAUUGGGCCCAGUGUGUGUGGAAAAAGGCCUUGCCUGCUAUUUGUGCUGUCACUUAAAAGGAGACAAUGUGUGACCAAAGCACCACUGCAGGAUGGCUCCAGUACAGUAUGCUCGGUCUCUCUCUAGGGUUAUGACUGCUC
Mauremys reevesii (Reeves's turtle) is the source of this 5262-nucleotide messenger RNA. It is a transcript of the gene ABL2, whose product is annotated as ABL proto-oncogene 2, non-receptor tyrosine kinase. NCBI's taxonomy places the organism in Eukaryota, Metazoa, Chordata, Testudines, Geoemydidae. Gene Ontology annotation, molecular function: protein binding; non-membrane spanning protein tyrosine kinase activity; ATP binding. The coding region runs from base 112 to 3594 and encodes 1160 amino acids. The record is from RefSeq and is a predicted model, not a curated record. The transcript is spliced from 11 exons. Gene Ontology annotation, biological process: regulation of apoptotic process; protein phosphorylation.